AUGGUAUCUACUGCAACCCUAAUUUCUCCUUAUCCUCUUCGCGGGCAAAAAAUCAUCCACCCAAAGCUUUGUCAAUUCCAGGGAUUUGCGUUCCAGAGUUUCGCUGUGGCAGAUGCUGGCUUCACAUCCGUAAUGGCCUUGAAUGUCUACUUGACUUUCUACAAACGAUUCACUGCGUCUCGGCUUCGGAAACUGGAACGCUACUAUGUUCCCUGCUGUUACGGAAUACCUCUCAUUAUAGCUAGCGCUUUGCUCUUGGUCAAGCCUUAUCGCGUGGAUCAUUUUUACGGAAAUGAGAUUCUUGGUUGUUGGAUCUCCUACAAAUACGGCCAUUGGAAAAUCUGGUUCUUCUUCAUGCCUAUUUGGUCCGCAGAGCUUCCUACAACUUACAUGUAUGUUCAUGUCUUGUACACCAUUUACACGACAAAAGUCGAUCUUGCAUAA
This is a messenger RNA of Drepanopeziza brunnea f. sp. 'multigermtubi' MB_m1, 444 nucleotides long. Lineage: Eukaryota; Fungi; Ascomycota; Leotiomycetes; Helotiales; Drepanopezizaceae. The record is from RefSeq and is a predicted model, not a curated record.